CAUAUUUGUACAUGUAGUUGCCCGUAAUCUUAAUAAUUUUCUAGGUACCUAACCUUUUACACCCUUUUUUUCUUUUCUUUUUUUUCACUCUUUCUUCUUUUCGGGACGGGAAGGUCAAACUAUGAAUGCUAAGCCCUUAUGGUUAUUAUUCAGUGACAUUCAUUUCGGAUCUCGUGAUCUCGAUAGAGUUAUUCGAACCGCUAACUGGAUCGCCUCUCUUCCUCAAUCUCAUCAACGCAUUACUCGGGCGGUGAUAUGCGGCGACUUACUCACAACACGCACUUCACAGCCAACUCAUGUUCUUUCAGCAUGCUACCGCUUCUUAAACAAAUUGGUGGAUGCUGUACCGCAUGUCGAUAUCAUCCUAGGUAAUCAUGACUUGGCUUACCGUCUCGAUUACACCACUUCGGCCUUGGAGGCGCUCUCUAUCAACCGACUAGCUCCUUUUGUGACCAUACAUACACAAAUAGGAUGUCACGAAUGGGAUGGGCGGCAGGUGUUUGUAAUGCCGUUUCGGGAAGACCAAAGUCAAAUUGUUAAGGCCAUACAUGACUUAGAUCCUAAGAACGCCGCCAAGACGGUGGGGUUCGGACAUCUAGCCAUAAAUCGGGCUAUAACACAGAAAUACACGAUUAACGCUGAGACGGGGAAAUCUAGCUUCUCUGUAAGGUAUCCAGGUCUCACCGGUGUAGGUGGAUUUGCACCGUUGGCUAGAACUUUCACCGGUCACUUCCAUUCCCAUCAAACAAUUCUCCAAACGGACAAGGAAGAUGGGAAUCUUCAAGGGAGUGUAACAUAUAUCGGAGCGCCAUUACAACUUACCUGGGCAGAUCUAUUCGACAGUGAAAAGGGUGCUAUCUUAUUCGAUCCCGAAACCCUACAGAGUGAUCUUGUCCGUAACCCUCACGCAGUCGGAUACGUUUCUGCCGAGGUACAAGAUAUCCUCUCUGGCCACGUAGACGAAGAUCAUAUCCGCGACAAACAUGUCAUGAUUACUGGAAAGCUGUCAAGAUAUACCUAUGUCUCCGCUAAAGAGAUUCUGGCCAAUCUAGGGGCGCGCAGUGUGAGGGACUGGAAACCCCAUGAACCACAGUGGCAACCUCAGGAAAAGGGUCUCGGCAAGACUGUGCUUCCCGCUGAUGUCCAGAACCUACCUAAAAUAGAGAGGACGAACCAGCAAACAGAAAAAGAAGAUAUAAAACCAUCCGAUCAAGGACAACCCUCAGCCAGUUUUUUACCAACUGCCCCGCAGAUAGAGCGCAAGCCAAUUGACCUAGGCGAAGCUACCGGAGAAUAUGUGUCUUCUCUAAGCCUCGGACCUACUCUCGAGAGUAAGCGAGAUUUGUUAGCCGCUGUGGGAAAGCGACUCGUGAGUAUCGGAAGUUCAGCUCGCAACAAGUCUAGCGAUACGAUUAAGUACCAAGAUAUCCUCGAUUUGUCCACGUCCAUAGCCGUUCCUUCGAAUGAAUCUUCCCGCAUUUUUUCCGCACAACCCGUUUCCAUUGAAAUUACAAAUUUCCUCGGCGUCCAGGGCACUCUCCAGCUUCAAUUUCAGCGUCAUUUUCAACUUGGAAUGAACUUUAUCGUCGGAAAAAACGGCUCUGGAAAAUCUACGAUCAUCGAGGCAAUUGUAUGGUCUCAAUUUGGCCAGUGUAUUCGCGAAGGCCUCGGAGUGAACGAUGUUGUUAACGACAUUGUCGGGAAGGACUGCAACGUCCGUCUGACAUUCGACAACGGGUAUUCUAUCUCUCGGUUUAGGAAGCAUAGCAAGUAUAACAACCGCGUAAUUGUGGAAAAGGAUGGUGUCGUUCAGCCGCAGUUUGAAGGACCCAGCACCAGAAGUUCCCAAGCGUCUAUCAAUGAAUUACUGGGUAUGGACUUCGACACAUUUAUCAGAACAAUUCUACUGGGUAAUGAGAGCACUCGGAGCUUCUUGAGCGCUUCGCCACUGCAGAGGAGGCAGUUGACCGAGGCAGCCUUGGGCUUAGAGGUACUGGAUGGGUGUUCAGACACCUGCAAUUUGAUGAUGAGCCAGGUAGAUGAGGAAUUAAGAAAAAAGGAGUCACGGCUUAAAGAGGUUACCCAUACAAUUCAGCAUCUCAAAGGUCGGGUUUAUCAGAUGGUCAAAACCCUCAAACGAUUAUUCACCGAGGCAGAAGGUCUCAUCGACAGGCUGGGACGUGAGGACCAAAAACACUAUUCUGAUUUAAGAAUAAACGAAUCCAGAGUGAAAGAGCUGCGGGUUCAACUUGAGCGAGAAAAAUUACCAGAUGUAGAGCCGGAGCUUUCAAAUCUUCGAGGAAAUGUUUCAAAGGCACGCGACGAAGUGGGAAGACUCGGAGAAUUGGCUAAGCUCGCACAGGCCCGUUUAGCAAUUGAUCGUAAGGGGGCUGCUAUUAAACAGGAAAUAAAAACAACUGUUACGCAACUGGAACACUCCGAAGACAAGAUUAAACGUCUUCUAGAUGAGAACCAAAUACUGGAGGUGCCACCUCCACCCGCCAAAGAGAACUACAGAGAGGCGCGUAACCUACAAGAACUCCUACAGAGUAUUUCGGUUACUUUCCGAAGAGUGUGGACGUCGGUGCUUAAAUUCCUCAAUGUGGAAGAUAAGUUUAGCAUUCGCGCUAGGGCAGUAGAGCGGCGGUGGCUCGACCACGUUGGGACAAUCGCCGCCUUCAACAACACCAUAACAGAAAUGCAGAACCACAUCGCUGCUAUAGCGGGUAAGGUAACAGAUUUCUCCAAGGAUACUUCUCAAAAAGAUAUCAUGAGCAUGACUGUGCAACAAGCGUCACACGUUCCCACUCAACUCGGCGGCGCUAUUGACGAGCUACAGCAUGCUACAAACAAAUACGAUCAAUUCCAACGGCAAUAUGAAGCCCAAAAGAAAAAGAGGCUUCAAAAAGAACAAAAUCUAGAUAGACAAGAGAAGGAAAUCGAGACGGCGAAACAAACAUGGAAAGUGACGUUAGAUCGGUAUCACCUAAUGAUCGCCGGUAAGCAGAAGGAGAUCGAAACGUACAAAGGACACCUCCAAUCAGAUGCCGAGUCACUUUUUGACCUUGUUCGUCAAGCCGCGGUCUUAAAAGAAGAGGCUGCGGAAAUAUACUUGCAUAGAGAAAUAUUCGCAUUUUGGCAGUCCGCCUUGACGCGACGGCAGGUAACAAAGGCUACGUUCCGGCGAUAUGUAACUGAGCGACAUCUAGGGGAGCUGAACAAACUUCUGGGGCAGAUCCUGCUGGUCAUGUAUCAGGAUGCAAACUACGCGCGCAAUAUGACCUCGGGUACGCUCGGAGCGCUCUUCAAGGAAAACGAAGAGGGUGAUGAUCACGAGGCGAAUCAGGAGAGCACAUCUGUCCUCGAACCAUCUCUAUCAAUAAACCCAGCACUAGAUUACGCGAAGCGAAGCGGUGGUGAACGGAAACGCGUAGAUCUAGCGCUAUUCUUCGCGCUAUUUAUGAUGGCAGAAACUAGAAGUUCUCAUAUGGCGAGGUAUAUGCUCGUUGACGAAGCAUUCGACAGUUUAGACGUAACCGGACAAGCUUCGGUGCUCAAAUGGUGUCGCUGGAUGACGGAACGACUAUCAUACGUCUUUGUCAUCACGCACAGCCCUAACCUCGUCAAGCUCGCCGAGGAUGAAAGCAGCGCUAACGGUGGCGUCGGGGCAAAUGUUGUCAGCGUCAAGGCGGGUAGCAAAGGCACCGAGUUGGUGGAAAUACCGGAGUCUAUAACUACUAUCACCACGUUCUCGAUUUAGCCAGUCCAGCAUAGUUCUAAGCUGCUAGACUAUGAUACAAAAUCUCCAUUCUUGAGCCUUGAAGUGUCCAGUAGCAGAGCCUUUUGUGAUGGUUAGUCGUAUCUUCAAAUAUACUCGUAAUUGUCGGCUUUCUUGUUGACUAGAAAAGUUGGUGAGAGCUGUCAAUUGUCCAUAUUCAUUGUCCAGAGGGGGGAUUAAACUCUAAGAGGGGAGUUGCAAUCCUAUCGGUCUUGUCUACCUAGGUAGGUAGGUACCUAGGUAUGUUUCCCAAAUGGGAAUACCUAUUGACGGAGCGGAACUUGGCCAACG
Messenger RNA from Daldinia caldariorum, 4069 nucleotides. RefSeq names its product P-loop containing nucleoside triphosphate hydrolase protein. NCBI's taxonomy places the organism in Eukaryota, Fungi, Ascomycota, Sordariomycetes, Xylariales, Hypoxylaceae. The coding region runs from base 122 to 3760 and encodes 1212 amino acids. The transcript has a single exon. The record is from RefSeq and is a predicted model, not a curated record.